UAGGUUCCUUCUCUUCGUAGUAAACCAGAGGAAAAAAUGGCCUCGAUCUUUCCUUCUUCUUUGCUGAGCUUCUGUAAUUUCUCUUCCAAUUCUUCUUCUUCUUCCUCCUCCAACCAAAUCAGUAUUAGGGUUUCGCCCAUUUUUACUUAUGAUGGUGUUAGAGCUUGCAAAUUUCCAGUGGUGGGUGCAGUGUCCCCUUCUUACUUCGCCUUCAAGACUUCUAAAUCGGAGGUUUCGGUUUUCACUUCAAGUGGGUUUCUCUCUAUUGAGAAGAAAAACGCUGUCAAGAAGAUGGGCGAUUUCAGUUGUUUUGCUAGAGGAGCGGCAGAUUCUGAUACCCAAAUCCAAUCUUCAUCUCCUUCAACAAAUAUGGAAUGCAUUGGCACUGGAAUCGAUGUUGAAUGUCAGGUUUCAUCUGAAAAGGAGGAGGAAACAUUUAAAGAAAUCGGUAUAAAAGACGAUUCGUUCUUUAACACGUUGUGGGAAUGGGCACUAGUAAUUUCUCCCUUCUUCUUCUGGGGAACGGCAAUGGUUGCUAUGAAGGAAGUUCUUCCAAAGACUGGUCCUUUUUUCGUCUCCUCUUUCAGGCUAAUCCCUGCAGGACUUCUUCUGGUUUCAUUUGCUGGCUUCCGUGGCCGGAGUUUUCCCUCCGGCGCCAUGGCUUGGUUAUCUAUAUCCCUCUUUGCACUCGUCGACGCUACUUGUUUUCAGGGUUUUCUUGUUGAAGGCUUGGAGAGGACAUCAGCAGGUCUGGGCAGUGUGAUCAUUGAUUCACAGCCAUUAACUGUGGCUGUAUUGGCUGCUUUGUUAUUCAAUGAAUCCAUUGGCUUAAUUGGAUCUUCUGGACUUGUGCUUGGUGUUAUUGGCCUUCUUCUUCUCGAGGUGCCAGCAUUGUCCUUAAAAGAAGGUGAUUUCUCAUUGUGGGGGAGUGGUGAGUGGUGGAUGCUUCUUGCAGCUCAAAGUAUGGCCAUCGGAACAGUCAUGGUCCGAUGGGUCUCCAAAUAUUCCGAUCCCAUAAUGGCCACAGGCUGGCAUUUAGUAAUUGGUGGAAUUCCUCUUGCUGCAAUGUCAGUUCUAAAUCACGAGCCUGUCUUCAAUGGGAAUCUAGCCGAUCUUACAUCGAGUGAUGUCAUGGCACUCCUUUACACCUCUUUGUUCGGAAGCGCCAUAAGUUAUGGCGUGUACUUCUACAAUGCUACAAGAGGUAGUUUGACGAGGCUAAGCUCUUUAACGUUCUUAACUCCAAUGUUUGCAUCCAUUUUUGGGUUCUUCUAUCUUGGCGAGACAUUCUCAAAUGUACAAUUCUUGGGAGCUUUCAUUACUAUUGUUGCGAUUUACAUGGUUAAUUAUAAGGAGGAUGAGAGUUCUACAUGAAGCUGGCUGCUGUCAUAUAGGUUUUGUACAGGCUGUGAUCGACAUUUCCUCGAGAAAAUCCACUUUCUGUCUUGUAAACAAAGUGACAACUGAAGACCAAACAAAACUUUCUGUUUUUAUGGACUUCGAACAUGGAAAUGGAUACUAUGAAUUAGCUUGAUAAAGAGGAACCAGGUCCAGCAUAUGGAAUUGGAUUUUAUACCCUUAGUUUUUAUGGUGUCUCUGAACUGUAUAUGAUUUGUAAUUUUGUUGUCUACUAUGAAUUAGUUUGUUGUAUAUAUAUAUAUAAUAUAAUAAUGAAUUGUGGGAAAAGUAGUUGAAUUUUAUGUUGGA
Molecule: messenger RNA, 1707 nt
Organism: Impatiens glandulifera
Lineage: Eukaryota; Viridiplantae; Streptophyta; Magnoliopsida; Ericales; Balsaminaceae
Product: WAT1-related protein At3g02690, chloroplastic
Exons: 7
Coding region: 37-1374 (445 amino acids)
Cellular component (GO): membrane; chloroplast
Source: RefSeq, a predicted model, not a curated record